UGUUAGACAGUGGUUUGUGGCUUAAUUUUAAAGGCGGGACUGCGAGCAGAGCAUCCUGCGCUUGUAUGAGAAUGAGAGAAAGUUGAUGUGGAGGGAGGAAGAAGGAGGGAGACCAUGGUGGCGAUUUUGCUCCGUUAUUCCUACCCAGUGUGAUUCUUAUAGAACACCUGCCAUUAGAUGAUUUAAUUACGGAGUUGGAGGAACUUGAUUCUGCUCUCCGCCAUUGUAGCUCACCAAAAAGAAAAAAAAAAGAUUAAAGCAGUGUGAAAAUGUUUGAAAGAGCAGGAAAGAGGGGAGAGAAAAAAUAAAGAUAGAAAAUUUAAGUUGAGCGGUGCUGUCAGCUUAUGCUUGUUGGUCUCUGCCAUUCUUUAUAGUUUACGAAUCUAGAGGAGUUGCUGUAUUUCCCUUUUAGCACCGGACUCUGUGGCCUUUGUCUCUUGCUGGAGAAACAUCACUCUCUUAUUCCAAGGAGAUGGUUGGAUUCAAUGUCCGUUUAAACCCUAAAAAUCCGACAUUUCUUCUUCGUUGGAAAAUAUAGCACUUCUUUCUCCUUCCCCAUUCUUCAUCCUAUUUAUUGGUUAAAGAUUCCAUCUUUGCAAUGAGUCUCAUCAAACUCCAACUGAUAGCUUAAUCAAUUUUGUAUGGUUUCUGUAAAACUUACAUUUUUAUCGUGGUAUGAGCUUUGAGGAGGUGGUGAGGUCUUAGGGUUGUAAAAAAGAAUUGAAGGUCGGCAAAAUUUUCUACGAAUAUGAAGUACAUGAAGCUUGGAAGCAAGCCUGAUGCCUUCCAGUCUGAUGGGAAAAACAUCAGGUUUGCGGCAACGGAAUUGGAAACAGAUAUUAUUAUCAAUGUGGGUGAUGUGAAGUUUUACCUGCACAGGUUUCAACUACUGUCCAAGAGCCUAAGAUUGCAGAGAUUAACAGCAACCAAUGAUGCAGAAAACAGUGAUGAGAUUGACAUUCAUGAUAUCCCUGGUGGCUCCGCAUCCUUCGAGAUUUGUGCCAAGUUUUGCUACGGCAUGAUAGUCACCCUCAAUGCUUACAACGUGGCUGCAGCUCGCUGUGCCGCCGAACACCUCGAAAUGCAUGAGACUGCCGAGAAAGGGAAUCUGAUAUAUAAGAUAGACGUAUUUCUCAACUCUAGUAUUUUUUGCUGCUGGAAAGACUCAAUCAUAAUGCUCCAAACGACAAAGAUUUUGCAACCUUGGGCAGACGAAUUGAAGAUUGUUAACUCCUGCAUUGACUCCAUAGCUUCUAAGGCUUCCAUGGAUCCUGCAAAAGUCGAAUGGUCUUAUGCUUAUAACAGAAACAAACUUCCAUCAGAGAAUGGUCUUGAUCUGCAUUGGAACGGAGUGGUGAAGCAGCAGUCCGUCCCAAAAGAUUGGUGGGUCGAGGAUCUCUGCGAACUAGAGAUGGAACUCUAUGAACGGGUUAUAAUGACGAUAAAAUCCAGGGGGGGAGUAGAGGGUAGAGUGGUUGGAGAAUCUCUAAAGGCUUAUGCUUGCAGAAAGUUACCUGGUUUCAUUGAGAGUGCGACUCAUGGAGGAGACUUUGCGAAGUGCCGCACUUUACUGGAAGCCAUUGUUUGGUUGCUUCCUCCUGAGAGAGGCUCAGUUUCAUGCAGUUUCAUGCUUAGGUUGCUGAAAGCUGCAAGCUUUAUUGAUUGUGGUGAGAAUUGGAAGAAGGAGCUGAUCAAGAGACUAGGAUGCCAGUUGCAUGAAGCAUCUGUGACUGAUCUAUUAAUUCCCAUUCCGGUAGGAGAGAGCACAUUAUACGACACAGAGAUUGUUCUUCGCAUGGUGGAAGAGUUCUUGUUGCAAGAGCAUGGUGGUUCUCGAGCUAGUUUGAGGACUUCAAAAGAGCUUCAGGAAAGCCCUGGUCUUUCUUCAGAGCCUGGCAGUCCCAGAGUAGCCGUUGCAAAUUUGGUCGAUGGGUACCUUGCGGAGGUUGCCAAAGAUCCUAAUUUGACACUUUCGACGUUUAUCGAACUAGCUGAGAUGGUAUCAGGGGCCUCACGGCUAUCUAAUGAUCAGCUUUAUCAUGCUAUAGAUUCAUUCUUGAAGGAGCAUCCAGACCUCACAAAAAUUGAGAAGAAGAAGAUCUGCAGCCUUCUGGACUGCAGCAAGCUUUCUCAUGAUUCCUGCAUCCAUGCAGUUCAGAACAAUCGUCUCCCUCUAAGAACUGUCGUACAGAUUCUAUAUUAUGAGCAAUCAAAACAGUUUGCUUUAUGUAGCUGUGGGACUAAUCUUUCAUCAGGAAGAGCUUCUUCUCUGGUUCAUCAAGAGAACCGGUCGGCAUCCUAUGGAAGUUCCAGGUCCGCCGCAACGACGAAUACUGAUAAUGAAUUAAAUAUUAUCUCCCUCAAAUCCACAAAGCUCAAUGGCAUAGGAGAGAAUGGUGACAACAAGAGCAAUGAGAAAGUGAAGGGAGCUCUAGUGCCUAAGAGAACAAUGUGCAAGCUGUGGUUGGGGAAGAUGCAGGUAGGUGAGAGCAGUAGCUCGGGGACGCCGAACAGCAUUGGUUCGAUGAACCGUGAUGAGGCAAGAUCGACUCCAUCGAGGAAUUCGAGGCAUUCGGUUUCAUAGCAGAUUGUUAAGAAAAAAGCUUGGGAGGUUAAGGAUUCUUCUUCUUCUUCUUUGAAUUUUGGAGGUGUUGGGCUGAGAGGACUGUGUAGAUAUGGUAUUAAGGAUGUUUUGCUGAUUUGGUGAUGGUAGGGGGUUCAUAUAUUAUGGUUUUCGUGCAAAA
This is a messenger RNA of Phalaenopsis equestris, 2744 nucleotides long. Its product is annotated as BTB/POZ domain-containing protein NPY4-like. The transcript is spliced from 5 exons. NCBI's taxonomy places the organism in Eukaryota, Viridiplantae, Streptophyta, Magnoliopsida, Asparagales, Orchidaceae. The record is from RefSeq and is a predicted model, not a curated record. The coding region runs from base 749 to 2584 and encodes 611 amino acids. Gene Ontology annotation, molecular function: protein binding.